Salvelinus sp. IW2-2015 is the source of this 1228-nucleotide messenger RNA. NCBI's taxonomy places the organism in Eukaryota, Metazoa, Chordata, Actinopteri, Salmoniformes, Salmonidae. The record is from RefSeq and is a predicted model, not a curated record.
GCAACAGGGGGCAGCCACCACGGUGUACUGUGCGGUAGCUCCUGAGCUGGAGGGUCUAGGAGGGAUGUACUUCAACAACUGUUUCCGCUGCCUCCCCUCCCCCCAGGCUGAGGACCAGGUCACUGCAGCCAGCCUGUGGGAGCUAAGUGAGCGCCUGGUCUCAGAGAGGCCUACGGGCCUACAGGCCCUCUGAUUGACACGCCCACACUGACUGUCAACAGCGUAUCAGGACUGGGGGAGAGAGGAGGGACUAGCCAAUCAGGAAUGGAGGGAGAGGGAGGAAGUGUGGAUGAAAAUGAAAAUGUGUACAUUGAGUGGACUGUAGAAAGCUUCAAACCAUUGAACUGAAACUUUCACUUCACUAAGGGGAGUAAAAUACACGUACAAAUACACCAGGGUUAUUGUCUGCCUCUUUGUGGCAGGGAGAGUUCACCAGUUCCUUAUUCCAGCCAAAGUUGAUCUGUGUUUCUCACUCCAGUGUGUUACCAGCUGCAACAGACACUGUGUGUAUCUUCUCUCUGUAUCCAGUUUCCUCCUGUAUAUAUAUAUUUUAUAUGUCUGAGUAUGGAGAUAUGGUGAGUAUCAUUGUGCUAGUGUAGGGGGGUUGAAGGGGGAUAGGAUAAAUAAGGAGGUAUAAUUGAAUGGCUAUGUACAUAUUAGAGCUAUGGUGUCAUGACUAUAUACAGAUGUAGUAGCUGUAUUCCAUAUGAGGCCCUGUUCAGUUCUACUGCCCUUUUAUUUACAGGAACAGCAUUGGGCCUAUGUGCUAACGGGAACUCACGCGUCAUCACUUCUCCCCUCUACAGUGUCUGUCUACAGUUAGACCUCCAACCUACAUAUUAUAACUUAUAAUACUCUACAAAAUGCUAUUUACAUUGUGGUACUGUAUCUCUGUCACAAUGUUCAGUCACAAUUAUGUCUGUAGCUACUGGUGAUAGAGAGAAUCCAGGAGUUUUAGUAGUUGAUCAAACAGGAACUCAGUAUUUUCCUUGGAUGUUUAGUUUUGUUAUUUGUUUCGGCGGAUAAUCUGGUCAUGAAAGUGUGCGGUGUUGGGUGACGGGUCCAUCUGUACAGGGACUGUUGCUUGGUUUCUGGGUGGUUUGGAGAUGUGUGGACGUUGUGCUUUGUGGCUGUCUGGUGCCGCGGAAUGAUGUUAAGAUAUCAGCAUUCCUCUGUCAUGGUUUCUGUAAAGAAAAAGAAGAGGACACAUUAAAGACUGUUUCUUACA